Molecule: messenger RNA, 1700 nt
Organism: Cucumis melo (muskmelon)
Lineage: Eukaryota; Viridiplantae; Streptophyta; Magnoliopsida; Cucurbitales; Cucurbitaceae
Product: ankyrin repeat-containing protein ITN1-like
Exons: 2
Coding region: 47-1477 (476 amino acids)
Molecular function (GO): protein binding
Source: RefSeq, a predicted model, not a curated record
AAAAAGAAAAGACAAGUAGAGAGAGAUAAUAGUUAAGUGAAAUCGAAUGGCAGAAAGUAGAAGAGAGAAGCUUAAUGAAGCCGCCAUUGAAGGAAACGUAGCAAUCUUGUUAGAGUUGCUCCAACAAGAUCCACUCUUAUUAAACAGACUCAAUUACCUCAACGACUUUAACGAGACUCCACUGCACGUGGCUUCUCUUCUUGGUCACCUCACAUUUGUUCAUGAGCUUCUCAAGCGAAGCCCUCGGCUCGCCAAGGAGUUGGAUUCUCGCGGUUGUUCCGCCCUCCAUUUCGCCGCUGCCGAGGGCUUUUUAGAUAUUGUCAAGAUUUUGGUGCGAGUUGAUCCUGAUAUGUGUUCUAUAUGCAACCAAGAUGGCAUGAACCCUAUUCAUCACGCCGCCAUGAGAGGCCGGGUUGAUGUCUUGGCUGAGCUCGUACGAGUCAGACCCCUAGCCGCUCGAACUGCCGUGGACGGCGGUGGAACGGUGUUGCAUUUGUGUGUUAAGUAUAAUCAGCUUGAAGCUAUGAAGAUGUUGAUUGAAACCAUUGGAGUGAAAGGCAGAGACGAUGGGUUCAUUAAUAGUCAAGAUGAUUAUGGAUUCACUAUCCUUCAUUUAGCAGUCUCCAACAAACAACUUCAGACCGUGAAGUAUUUAAUCAACAACAAUACAAAAAUCCAAGUAAAUGCAAAAACCUCAAAUGGGUUAACAGCUCUUGACAUCCUAUCUCAAAGCCAUAGAGAUUUAAAGGACAUGGACAUUGCAGAGACUCUCACAGACGCCAAAGCCAUCCGAACCACAAACAAAAAACUGCUGUCAGUAUCGCCGUCUUCUAAUUGUGUCGAGAAAAACAAAAGGACAGGGCUUAGAUGGGCCUUUUCAGCUUUAUUCCACGGUGGCGAUUGGUGGUUUGCGAACGAAAGAAGCGAGUGGCUAAUGAAGCAAGAAUCACUAAUGGUCGUAGCAUCUCUAAUUGCAACAAUGGCUUUUCAAGCCGGUAUGAAUCCUCCUGGUGGCGUUUUGGAUGAUGAUUCAUCGGCAGCCGGAACAUCUGUAAUGGCGACAAAAGACGAAGUAACAUACCGGAAGUAUCUUGUGGCUAACACAAUUGGGUUCAUGACUUCGUUCAUUGCAAUUGUGAUGAUUCUUAUUGGGUUGCCUAAGAAACGUAUUUGCAUGAGGAUUCUGAUUAUGACAAUGUGUGCUGCUGUGUGUUCCAUGGCUUUCACUUAUGGUUAUUCCAUAAGGUUUUUCACUCCAUUAUUAUCACCCGGUAAUAUUUCUCCUGCACCCUCUCCACAUCCUGUUCAAGCUGGUUCCGCUAUCGAUGCUCAUAAACCGAAGUCUGUCAUCUCUUGGAUUUCGGUGCUUGUUGCUAUAGUGGUGACUUCUUCCAUGGGGGUUUUCUUGAUCGGGAAGCUCCUUUACGUUCAUUCUCGACAAAAUAAAUCUACUGAACACCCUGAUCUGCCGCUAUAAUUAUAUAUAGUAAUUCACCUAAUAUCAGCUAGGAGUCAAGUAUUACUCAUUUUUAUAAGUUGAUACACAUUCUGAUUCGAAAAUCAGCCGGAUAAAAAAUAAUAUAGUCCUCUUUACGAUGUUUUCAUUUUUUGUUUAUCCAUCAAUUCAAUUCACAAUAAGAAUAAAACAUAAUUACUAUAUAUAUCUAUAUAUAUGAGAAAUAGCAUUUUUUUCUAACUCA